Messenger RNA from Hibiscus syriacus, 836 nucleotides. RefSeq names its product COP1-interacting protein 7-like. The record is from RefSeq and is a predicted model, not a curated record. Lineage: Eukaryota; Viridiplantae; Streptophyta; Magnoliopsida; Malvales; Malvaceae. The annotation marks the transcript as partial. The transcript has a single exon.
ACACCCGAAGCAACUCAACAAACUGCUAUUGUUGGUGAUUCCAAAGACAUCCAGGAGUUGCAGAGUACUACUUCGAUCGUAACACCGGAAGAAAAUGAAAUUGCUCAAUGCUCCAAGCGGAACCGUCUUAUUGAAGAUAAGAAAAGUGGCGCAAAUAAAGCUCAUUCAAGUGACUCUGAUGCAUAUGGAAAGGACUCAAAAGAGGGAGCAAUCGCACCCAAAGCAACUCAACAAACUGCUAGUGUCGAUGAUUCCGAAGACAUCCAAGAGUUGCAGAGUACUACAUCGAUCGUAACACCCGAAGAAAAUGAAAUUUCUCCAAGCUCCAAGGGGAACCAUCUUAUUGAAGAUAACAAGCCAGUGCUAUCAGAUCAUGUAAAUGCAGAAGAUUGUAAUGAAGAUAUUCCUGAGAUGAUCACCGCUGAUCCCGCGCCACCAUCGCCUAACAAGACCGUCACAUCUUCGACAGUAAACAUUGAAACGAACAGCGAAAUGAACGAAAAAGAUGAGUCACCAAGGAUCAUUUCUGAAAUAGAGAUCAUCUCGAUUCUGCCACUGCCAAAUGAAGUAAUGGAGAAGGAACCUGCCGUGUACUCCAGGAAGAAAUGGAACACUGGUCAAAACUCUCCCAAAGCAGCCAAAGGGUUUAGAAAGCUGCUUUUCUUCGGAAGAAAAACAAGGAACUCCCAUACUUAAAUUGAUACCACAGCCAUUGUUAAUUCUUGCUAGCUAGCAGCUUUGUGUGUGUGCUUGACAUUCCAUAUUGCUUCUGCUUCAUCUUCUUGGUUCUUUGUGCUAUGCCACUCGGAUUCGGGUUUGAGUGCCAAACACAUAUC